Copidosoma floridanum is the source of this 450-nucleotide messenger RNA. RefSeq lists its product as uncharacterized. NCBI's taxonomy places the organism in Eukaryota, Metazoa, Arthropoda, Insecta, Hymenoptera, Encyrtidae. The record is from RefSeq and is a predicted model, not a curated record.
AUGUUGAAACUCGCCAUGCCUUUCAUUACACCCAUCUUUUUAAACAUAUUUAAUUGUUCCCUUCAGUCAGGUAUAUUCCCGACUGUUUGGAAGAAAGCACUUGUGACCCCUCUACCUAAGGUGAAACAACCCUCUGAGUUAAAUCCUUUUCGGCCCAUUAGCGUGACAAGCGCGCCAUCAAAGCUUCUCGAGGCGGUGGCACUCAAGCAGAUGUCAGCUUUCGUGGAGUCUAACAGACUGCUGUGCCCCCAGCAGUCGGGUUUCCAUAAUCACCACAGUAUUCAUACUGCACUGAUAAAUCUUGUUGAUGAAAUUAGGGCCUCUAUGGAUGUUGGUCACGUCAUGUUGCUAGUGUCCGUGGACUUUCGGCGCGCUUUCGAUGAGCUCAACAUUGAUGUGCUAGUAAUAGGGCUCCUUUCUCUUGGUUUCUCCGAUUCUGCUUGUGGCUGA